This is a messenger RNA of Histoplasma mississippiense, 1113 nucleotides long. RefSeq lists its product with no specific name. Gene Ontology annotation, cellular component: membrane. Gene Ontology annotation, molecular function: beta-1,4-mannosylglycoprotein 4-beta-N-acetylglucosaminyltransferase activity. NCBI's taxonomy places the organism in Eukaryota, Fungi, Ascomycota, Eurotiomycetes, Onygenales, Ajellomycetaceae. Gene Ontology annotation, biological process: protein N-linked glycosylation; N-acetylglucosamine metabolic process. The transcript is spliced from 2 exons. The coding region runs from base 1 to 1113 and encodes 370 amino acids. The record is from RefSeq and is a predicted model, not a curated record.
AUGGCUUGCAAUGUUCAAUCACAUCUAUGGCUGAUGUGGGCCCCUAGAACUCCCUGGCGCGCAGUCCCUGCCUCUCCCGUCAUGACUUCCAGCAUCCUCGACGGCAAAACAAACGAGCUCUGUGGCCUCUACAACUGGCCAGCCUAUGAUCCACGACAAGGACACAAUCAAAACACCCCUCACCCAGCUCGGAAAGUGUAUGACAUCUUCCUCCUCAACACCGAACUCGACUGGCUCGAAAUCCGUCUUAACGAAUUAAAUGACCAAGUCGACUUCUUCGUAAUCGUCGAAUCUAACACAACCUUUACCGGCCACCCGAAGCCCUUGCUCCUCACCGACCUCUCCGUCUGGGCCAAAUUCGCCCCCUUCCACCAUAAGAUAAUCCACCAUAUCGUGGAAGGAGACGGCGAAAAUGUACGUAAAGCCUUUGACCGCGAGAAAUUUCAGCGAGACGCCGGCUUCACCCAGCUUUUCCCCACACUCGGCAAACCAAACGCGAAGAGUCCUCUUGCCCUCCUCCCCGCCACAGCUCCGCAGCUCGGCGACGUCAUUCUCGUCUCCGACAUCGACGAGAUCCCCCGCCCUGCCACUGUGACCUUGCUCCGCAUCUGCAGCUUCCCCCGGCGUGUCAAUCUCCGCAGCAGGUUCUACUACUACAGCUUCCAAUGGCUACACAAGGGCCCGGACUGGGCGCACCCGCAAGCGACAUAUUAUGAAGGCAUGGAAAAUACGAUAAAGCCGGACGACCUGCGUAUGGGGCGCGGGGGAUCGAUCGUGCAGAAGUUGUUCGGCGCUAAGGCGGACCUGUUCAAUGCGUCGUGGCAUUGCAGCUCGUGCUUUGCGACAGUGAAGGAGAUGCAGACUAAGAUCACCAGUUUUUCACAUACCGAGUAUAAUCGGCCGGAGUUUAUGAGUAAGGAACAUAUUGUCGAGGUGGUGAGGACGGGGAAGGAUUUGUUCGAUCGACCGUCUCAGGUUUAUGAGAGGGUUCAGUCAAAUCUAGACGUGCCGGCGUUCUUGAAGGGAGAGGCUGAGAAGAAGCGGUUUAGAUAUAUGUUGGAUAGGGAUGGAAAAGAUGGGGGUUUUGUGGAUUUUGAUUCUUCUGGAAACUGA